This is a messenger RNA of Eucalyptus grandis, 2244 nucleotides long. Its product is annotated as lactosylceramide 4-alpha-galactosyltransferase. The record is from RefSeq and is a predicted model, not a curated record. The transcript has a single exon. Lineage: Eukaryota; Viridiplantae; Streptophyta; Magnoliopsida; Myrtales; Myrtaceae. Bases 443 to 1774 code for a protein of 443 amino acids.
UCAUCAAAUCACAUCAACAAAUAAACAAACCCAAAAUCUAGAAAUUGGUACACAAUGACAAUUUCAAUCCCUCCCCCAUUAAAGUAUCAUGAGCCAACUACACACACCCAAAAGCUCACAUGGCACGACUCCAUCACCACCAUCACCAUCACCAUCACCAUCACCAUCACCAUCACCAUCUCUCUCUCUCUCUCUCUUUCUCUCUCUACAGCAGACCAGAGCAAAGCAAAGCACGUCCUUUUAUGCUUCACUUCCCAAAGACCAAAGAGCCAUCAAUCAAAUCCCCACCUUUCCCACACUUUCAAUUUCCCUUUGCCGCCUCCGCCACGCGCAAGCAUUGGCAAUGCCACCACCUCCUCCUCCGCCGCCGCCGCCGCCGCCGCCUAGAGCUCCGUCAAUGUCACGCCCGUAGCAGCAGCAGCAGCAGCGCCACCGACCGACCAUGUGGGGCCUCGCGGGGAGCGCAAUUCGCGCGGCGCGGGGCGUCCGGAGAUCCGCCCUCGGUUUCCUCCACCGCCUCUUGCCCGCUUCCUUCUUCGCCCUCCUCCUCCUGCUCCUCCUGGCCUACAACGCCGCCUCCAUAUUCUCCGUCCGAGUCCCCGCCGACCCGCUUCGAAGACCGCCUUCUUCGCCUUCGGCUGCGGGCGCCAAGAUUUCCUCGGGCGGCAAUGUCAUGUACGCCGUCCGGGAAGAGAACCCGCCGCCGGUCUCGAGGACCCAGUUGGCUCUUCUGCAGAAAGACGAGAUUUUGACCCGACCCGUCGUCGGUUCCCCGCCCCCGCCGCCGCCGCCGCCGAGGCCGCAGCAGCCGGGUCGCCGCAGGCCCGCCAAGCGCGCCGCUCGAGCGCUGCGGCUCGGGGCUCAGUCGACGGGGUUCGCGGCGAGGGUGAACGGCUUCUUCGCGGCGUCCUCCUGCGAGGCGCGGUUCUUCAUGACCUGGAUCAGCUCGCUCGAGUCGUUCGGCGACAGGGAGGCGUUCGCCGUCGAGAGCCUGUUCAAUUCCCACCCGGACGGCUGCCUCGUGAUCGUGUCGAGCUCGUUGGAUUCGGACGAGGGCCGCGACAUCCUGCGGCCGUUCCGCGACAAGGGCCUCAAGGCGAUCGCGAUUUCGCCGAAUUUCGGAUACUUGUUCAGGAACACUCAUGCUGAAUUAUGGUUCCAGAGGUUGAAGAGAGGGAGAUUGGAUCCUGGCGAGGUCGCCCUGGGCCAGAACCUAUCGAAUUUGCUCAGGCUAGUCCUGCUGUACAAGUUCGGCGGCGUGUACAUCGACACCGACGUCGUGGUCCUGAAGAGCAUGUCCCGGCUACGGAACGUGAUCGGGGCGCAGACGCUCGACGCCGGGACCGGGAACUGGAGCCGGCUGAACAAUGCCGUGCUGGCCUUCGACAAGGGCCACCCGCUGCUGUUCAAGUUCAUCCAGGAAUUCGCCCUCACGUUCGACGGCAACAAGUGGGGCCACAACGGUCCCUACCUGGUGUCGCGGGUCGUCGCGAGGGUAGGUCGGCGGCCCGGGUACCGCGACUUCGCGGUGCUGCCCCCGUCGGCGUUCUACCCAGUCGACUGGAGCCGGGUCCGGAGCCUCUUCCGGGGGCCCCGGGGCCACCUGCACGCCAAGUGGCUGCACGACAAGCUGCGCCACAUCCGCAGCCGGAGCUACGCCGUCCACCUCUGGAACAAGCAGAGCAGGAAGCUGAGGGUGGAGAGGGGGAGCAUAGUCGAUCACAUAAUGGCGGAUUGCUGCAUCUUCUGCAACAGAUCAAUGUCCAAUCUGUAGAUACACAAGGACAAGGACUAGUGCAAUUUGCCAAUUCCAGCAUAGAUUUUUAAAGUAUACAACGUAGGGCUUGCUUGUGGACAUGGGACAAACUCAGUCCAUUCCAGUGCAAGGAUAGCGUUUCGAUCUGUUCUUUUUUAGUCAAUAAUUGAAUCAGAAUCUUGGUUCUGUUGAUGGGUUCUGUUUCUUCUGAUCUCUUCUCUUGUCCUGCCCUAGCAGCGCAAGCUGCAAAAUGCAGAAAGGGCACAGGGAAGAGAUUGCCGCCCAUUUGAUUGGCAAAUUUGGUGGUUCAUUCAUUGAUUUUGGGGGGAAUGAUGAUGGAACCUUCUUUUUGGGUCAGAUGAGGAAUUUCAUAAAUGCUGAGGGGUGGGAUUGGAACUGGCUUUUGGGGGUUAGCCUGUGAUAAGGGGAAAGUAUUGAUUUAUGUAAUUUUUUUUUCUCCUUCAAUAUCUUGUCAAUUUCAAGUUCAA